This is a messenger RNA of Tyto alba (common barn owl), 5140 nucleotides long. It is a transcript of the gene FAM110C, whose product is annotated as family with sequence similarity 110 member C. Gene Ontology annotation, biological process: regulation of cell projection assembly; positive regulation of cell migration. Lineage: Eukaryota; Metazoa; Chordata; Aves; Strigiformes; Tytonidae. The transcript has 2 exons. The coding region runs from base 66 to 1163 and encodes 365 amino acids. The record is from RefSeq and is a predicted model, not a curated record. Gene Ontology annotation, cellular component: cell cortex. Gene Ontology annotation, molecular function: alpha-tubulin binding.
UUUUUUUUUUUUUUUUCCUUCCUUCCUUCCCCCCCAGGACUGGAAGCAGGAUCCCUGCAACUGCUAUGCCAACUGAACUCCGCCGGCCCGUGAGAAUGCACGCCAUCUCCGACCUCCACUCCUCCCUCACCCUGCGACUCCUCAACAAGGGGCCCGAGUACCUCCGCAGGCAGAUGGAGGCAGGCACCCCUGGCAGGAAAAGUGCUGUGGAGAGGCUGGCGGCCGAUAAGGCCAAGUACGUGAAAAGCCAGCAGGUGAUCAGCACCAAGCAGGAACCCGUCAUCGUCCUCAGCUCAGCCUCCGAGAGCAGCAGCGAGACCUGUUCGGUGGAUAGCAAAGCCAUCAGCAGGGACUUUGCCAGAGGGACGGGCGCGAAGCCCCUGGAGCUGGCCAAGGCGGUGUACUCCUGCCGUGCCCCCCUGCAGCACGGCCCCCCCAUAGCCAGGCGCAGCACCCCCAAGAGGCAGAUGCGGCCGGACUCCUUGGUGAUUUACCGCCAGAAAUGUGAGUUUGGGAGAGGUCAGAGCCAGGACAGCUCACGGGGGAGCUUGGUGAGGAGGAUCUUCCAAGGGUCGGUAAAGGAGAAGCACUUGGCUUCUCCUGAGAUGCCCAGAGUCAUGGAGGAGACCGCAGCCACCGAGGGCAAAGAGCCUCUCGCAGCAAAAGACGGUGACCAUGAGCCGAGCAACCAUGGAGCAGGGCACACAGUCGCUGUGAGCACCAAAGCCCCAGGGGUGUGUACGAAAGAGCAUGAGAGACCCUCAAAACUGAGUAUACUUCCUGAGGAGGUUAAGGAGGUGAAGAGGAGAGGUCUCCAUCGCUCCCAGUCGGACAUAAGCUCCCGCUACUCCAAGUCCUUCUCCGAGUUUGAUACAUUUUUCAAGUACUGUGGCCUGGAGCAGGAGGUCAUUGAGGAUCUCGGGAGAGAGAACUUCUCCGUGGUGUCCGACAACGUCUCCUUCAAGAUCCGCAGCAUCAGCGUGGCAACGUCCGAGAGCGACUUCACGAGGCACAGCGGGGACGAGGGGCUGCUGGAGGAUGAACUCACAGAGCAGGUCCCGAGCAGCACCUCUGUGAUCGAGCGCAACGCUCGGAUAAUCAAAUGGUUGUACACGUGUAAGAAAGCCAGGGAGACUAACAAGGUGAUCCAGGAACUGGCAUGAUGGCUUCUUUCAGCGUGCAUUGCAGCCUGGGGAACUCAAGAAUCCUUGACUUGGAAGUUGAACAACACCAGACACAGGAGGAGACUCUUCCCUCAUCUGGAUCAUGACUACUCUGUCCAAGUUUAGUAUUUUAAUUCUUGCCUCCUACCCUCACCCUCAUCCCCUGGCAGCCGCACUCUUGUCACAAACGCAGGAACAUCCAAGAGCACGAUGGCAAGUGGAGAUUGUGAACUGUGCCCCAGCAAGGCAGCGGGAAAUGAAAGCUCCUGGAAAAGCAAAGCGUGACAGCAGCUGCCAUCCACGAUAAUAUUCAACAUCAGCUCACUGCCCCAGGAUGCCAUUCCAGGCUGUGACAGAAGGUCUGUGUUGUUCACCCGUCUCUCUCCAGCAAUGAAUUUGUUGACAGGGAUGGGGUGGGAGAAAGUGGGAAUGAAGUGGCAAUGACCUCUGGGUCAGGCGUUUCCUUGCAGGCAGACAGGCUCCACCUGGAUGUUGAAAGGCUUUGUCUUACCAGGGCUGUUUGACCAGGGCUCAUCCUGACAUGAUUAGACAUUAUUUGCUUGCCUGUUGAGGACUGUGGCAGCUUUAUCUGGCAUACUUGAUGAACACGUUGCAAGCUAAAUCCCUGCCAGGCCUCUCUUUCUCUGAGAGUAUUCAAGCCAAAUUGGAGUACCUUGUAUCCAUCUAGUUUGCUCUGUCACACAGCUUGCUCAGCCAGUGGGGAGCUACUUUAAAACCCUGCCCAAAGGGUUUUCAGGAGCAUGGUUCCAAGAAACAGGUAGUCAAAAAUGAGGGAGGAUUUUGCACUGUGACUGCCUCACUGCACAGUGGUACAAUUCACAUGUAGGUAGGCUCCUUCGCUUUGUUUGCAACGUGUCUCUGACUCUGACAUUGCAAACAUUGCAAGGUUUGGCAGCUUGCGGUUUAGCAGUGUUAAUUUUAUGCACUGUGAGUGAGCAGUGAGCUUAGAGAAUCACAUUGGGAAAUUGCACCCCAGGCUGUGUAAGGCCACACUUCCCUAGCGUGGGUCUGGAAUAGGGCUGUGCUUGGGAUGUGCAGGAUGGUAUCCCCAUGCUGCAAGUCAAGAAGGCAUGUUAGGGCACAGCUGUGCCAGGUAGAUGUCCUGAUGGGGUGAGACCCCCAGUGUAGACAGCGCCUUACUCAAUAUCAUCAAUAAAAUGCUACGUUUGGACUGGCCGAGCUGAAUGUGUUUUAAAAGCUGAUAAAAAGUACUUUGAAUCAUCAGUGUAGUGAAUGAGGCCUCUACAAUAACUCAUGGAAUUUGCUGGCUGUGCCUCAAACACUUAGCUCAAUACGUCAUUGCUUGCUAGAAAAUGUCUUGCACCAAAGCAUUUUCUUGUGGACAUUGCAAACCACAAAAAAAUGCAAAAAUAUCCCCCAGUCAAAGUGAAAGCCCAUUCCCCUUUCAGCUGCACCAGCGCCCGUGUGUGAUAGCUGCCCCGCCGGCCUGACGGUGACUUGACCUGGGGGUCCUGCAGAGGUUAAAAUUUUACUUUGUGUUGCCAUGGAUGUGGUGUCCUGGUGUCUGGCUUACCUGGCUGCAAGACCUGCAGUGUGAGGAGUCCAGAAACACCAGCUUUCAUUCUCUGAAUUCCUGCUGCCCGCGCCGUGGCAGCUCGCCCCGCUGCCUCUCCGCGCCCAAAACAGCUGUGGGCACAGACAGGCGGAUGCCGAGCUCAAGUGAGCACUCGAGCUGUGUUUUUCAAGUGUUUGCUACUCUCAGUAAAUACAUCUGGAGGAGCGGAAAGGGCGAGGGUGAGCAUCAAGGAUUCAGUAAAACAUUGGUGGUAGGAGAAACAGUUGCCCAUUUUAACCUACGCCAGCGCUGCACACUGGAAGAAUUGUCCUUGUGCUCAUCAAGCGGUUUAGUUAACGUCAGUUAAAUUCACAGCAAGAUCAUCCAGAUUGCACUUCCAUAUGUUUUAAAUGUGCGUGUCGGUCCCUGGAUGGUUAGUUCUCAAUUACAGCAACGGUUUGGGAAUGCAGGGCAUUUGUCUUCAUUUUCUAGUGUUACGUACUAAGGUCUACAUGUCUGAAGUUGUUGAGAUAGAUGGAUAACAAUUCCAGAUAAAAUAAUUGUUGAACCUACUUCCCCCUUGGAAGAAAACUAAAUAGUUUGUACCAGUGAGCUUCUGCAAAUUUAAGAGAGAGGGUAGUACAUGGGGAUUUUUUUGCUAAAUAAUGAAAUUUCCAUGUAUAUUUGUUACAUAAUUAUUAAAGGAUGAUUCUAAGAAAACUCCAGCACAAGAUGCUGCUAAUAUAAGAUUUAUGCACUUAGGGUGCAGGUUUUUUAAGGGACGCAGUCUAGGUUUAUUAGUCAGGAACACAACCUGACAUAUCUGCUCUUUUCAGGCUCACCUUGCAAGGUGCUGUACUACAUAAAUGUUUAUAUGCAUUUGUCCAAGCUAAGGCCUGCUUUUCUUUGAAAACAUGUAUGACUCUAGACAGCUCAGAGUGCAGGAAAAGUCUUUUGCAUUACAAAUCAGUGCCCUGCCACAGGAGAAGAGAUUUAUUUUGUUUUAUUUCCAAGGAAAUUUUUGGUUUCAUUUUCAACCUUCUGUUUGUUUUUGCUCUUUUAGUUGAGCAGUGCUCAAAAGUUAAGGUGAAAGAUGCAUUGGUCAUGAGUUUUCAGUGUUAGGAAGGAAUAUGUUUAAUUUGCUUGUAAGUACUGAACAGCAGCCUUUCUCAAAAUUGAUGAAGGUUUUAUGGCAGAUCUGAGUGAAGUCAGAACUGGCUCCGUUCUGAAUAUUUUUUUAAUCCCUCUUUUUGUCUUUAUGAACAGUUCAGUGGGGUUGUGGUGACUUUCCAGACUGAUACAUGGCAAAAUUUCCCUGGCUUUGUUCAAACUGAUAGGAACCCCAAGUAUCAUUUACUUCAGAGACAAUGUGAAUCUAUCCAAGAUCUUUCCCUGAUAAGCUAUAGAUUGUCUUUAUUUAAUAAUAGCUUCUGGGUAUGCUAAUAACCUACCUUUCCUGGUAUGCCAAAACAACAGUAGAUGACAAUCCUUCUUUCUCCAUACAUCUUGGGAAUGGGUAAUCCAGUGAUUUUUCCAAGGAGUGGGAACUCUGGGCUUCACUCAGCUCCUGUUACUGUUACAAGUAAAGGUUUUUAAUUACUUCUGCUGGGUCUUUCAGUCAUGUCCCUCAAAAUGAGAAAAACUUGCUAAUGUUAGUCACUACCUAUCUUUUUCCCAAAAUAAUUCUUGAGAUUUUUUUUUUUUUUUAACUAUUUGAUUAUUAAAGACAUGCUUUAGAAGGGGUGGGAUUUUUCAGCUGUAGAAAUAAACUGCGGUAAAGCGGGCCAUGGUGGUAUGAACAGAAAUUUUAGCAAUGGAGUUGGGUUUACAGUCUUUUGGGAAAACUAAAACUGGGGCUGAGGGAAAAAGCAAAUAAUAAAUUGAAUUAUUUAAUUUGACUAGAACUGUGCAAACUAAAAUACUCAAAUGGAGUGCAAGUGAGCAGUUGCUAACUUCUAUUUACACCCAAGUGUUUCAAGGUGCUCCAGUGCUGUGACAAGGGGCAAUGUCUGUGGCUGUAGUGUAACUGGCAAAAGGUACAAAGUCUGUCUUUUAUGUCCUGGAAGCAAGUAUUUGCAAUAAAGGCAUCAGAUAGAGACUGUAAUCUUUGCAAUAUAUUGUAAAUAUUACUUUACAGAAAUCUAUAAGAAAUAUAAAUUGUUCAAAUAUAUUAUGUAUAUUACUUUUCUAAGGGAUAUAAGCCCUCCUGUUUUGUGAAAUUGGCCAAACAUUGCAUCGAUGAGGAUUAGGCAGAAACUUUCUUCUGGGAGCAGGUUGUCCUGUCAUUGCCUCCUGUGAAGUUUCUUGCAUCUGAAUCCUUUGAAAUGGAAUACUGGUUGGAUCUGGUAUGGACAUUUCUAAGUUGCUAUGUUUAUAUCCCUGUGAAAGAACCUGUGCGCUAUUGAAUGCAUACAAAUAAAACUACCACUCUGAAAGUUAA